GAGAGAGCGUCCGUCCACACACAGCCGAGGAAGAGGAGAGCAGAGAUCGACCGAGGUAGGGAGGAGAUGCUGACUCAGCUGAUUCUGGGAUGGACUGCCUUGCUCAGUGGCCUGCGACCAGCUGCUCCCUCGGUCACAAGCAGUUUCACAUCUGGCAGAAACCACAGCGAGCUCAUGGCACGGAAGUGUAAGCUCUUCUUCCCUCCUCCUCUUCCUCCUCCUUUGUUUCCUCCCAUCCAAUGGAAGGCAGAGCUGAUGGUCGAUAUAACGCCACAUAUCACAGGACCCAGAGGGGAAAAGGGCUGUCGAGGACCGAGAGGACCCGAGGGAGAGCCUGGAAGAACGGGUGCAGAAGGAGAACCAGGACCAGUGGGAGUCAUGGGUCAACCGGGACAAAAGGGAGAGAAGGGCAACAGAGGCUGGCGGGGACUUUACGGAGACGCAGGAACUCCUGGGACCAUAAAGGGCACUAAAGGCUUUAAAGGAUUCAGGGGUGAUAAAGGUCUGAAAGGAAGCCAGGGAGCUGCAGGAGUAAAGGGUCGGCGUGGCAUCUCUGGGUUAGCAGGAGAAAAGGGGGACCUGGGCCUGCGUGGUGAUCCUGGCCACAGGGGGGCGCAAGGACCGAGAGGAGAACCUGGAGGCAGAGGAACCAUGGGUUUGAAGGGAUUUCAUGGGCCUCUGGGGAACCCGGGUCAUUCUGGUCCAGCAGGAGAACCUGGUCUCACUGGAGACCCUGGAUCACCUGGACAAGUUCACAUUGUUCCAGGUCUGCAGGGAGACACAGGAAACCGGGGCCCGUCAGCCACAUGUGACUGUGCACACGUUCAAACACCAGAGCGACUGAUGGACAAGGUUCCGACAAUUUUUAUCGCCGACGGGGAGAAGCAGAUGAGGAAGCUGCGUGGGGAGAACGUGAUGGUUCUGCGGACAGACCGCCGGGCUCUCUACAUCUACUCUCAGUCCCAGUGGAUCAACGUUCUGGAGGAGCCCAGACACUGACCUGCAGCACUGAAGUUCCUCCGAGCAAGGCACGUCCUCUCAUGUGACACACUUUUACUGCUUGGAUUGAGGUUAUACAAAGGAGAAGAGGCUGCACCUUGCAAUUAUUUUCCUGGUGAUGUAGUUGUUUGGUUUAUUAAAUGUCAGAAACUCUUGGUCAGUGUUUCUCAAACAUGGAAAUGAACGUUUUUUUGUUAUAUGGAGCAAAGAAACCAGAGAAUAUUCACAUUUAAGUGGCUGAAAAAAACGUUUAGAUUGAAAAAUCAACUAUCAAAAUCUUCUAUUUAACUUUGGAUAUGAUUUAUCCAUGAAUGUGUGCAUAAUUAUAAUUAUUUAUAUUAUUAAAUUCCAACUACUUAUGUAAAUCUUGUUUUAUGAAUGUACAUAAAAGCAGGUUAUUAGUUUGAAGUAUGUGCUGUUGUUGCAGAAUCGGGUUGUUGUAUGUAGUGGAAAAUAAACACUCUACUGUU
This is a messenger RNA of Solea solea (common sole), 1469 nucleotides long. RefSeq names its product acetylcholinesterase collagenic tail peptide-like. NCBI's taxonomy places the organism in Eukaryota, Metazoa, Chordata, Actinopteri, Pleuronectiformes, Soleidae. The transcript is spliced from 15 exons. Bases 67 to 999 code for a protein of 310 amino acids. The record is from RefSeq and is a predicted model, not a curated record.